UCCUUUCUCUUCUUCUCUCUUGUCUCCCCUGCUUUCCUUCCUCCCUUCUCCUUUCCAAGGUCUCCUGCAAUAAGUAAAUCGACAUCUCUAGGAGAUCCCCGUUUGCAAAAUUCCAGAAUCCCACCUCUCUGUAAGUACGUGCUGGACAACGCACAAAUACAUCUCCGUUUUUCCUUCGAAGUGCAAAGGGAUGUAUCUACUAGCCUCAUGGAGACACUUAUCAGUGUGGCCUUGAAAUAAAUUAGUUGCAACAGAGAAAGAUGCACAGGUGUAGUAUGAGGCAAGUGUGACGGAGCCAAGUCCGUUGCUUUGCUGCUGACAGUUGGUCGGUCUACAUUAUUCCAUGAUGUCGGCGGAUUCUGGGGUGCUGCCGAGCGUUUUCCCGCUAGGGUUCCAAGUAGCUUCGCUUUUGAGCUCUGUCACUUUUCAGCUUUUGUCUUCCCUGUCUUUUCUUCUGCACACAAAGAACGCCAGAAAACGCUCGCCGCAAAAAAACGGGGAAACGGCGAGUGACGCCCCGGUGUACGGGCAUCUCCCUGCGAUGGAUUGGGGAAAAAGGAGGUCGGGUCCCGAAUUUUUUUUGACAGGGUUUCCUUAAAUUCAAGGUUCUCCCCUCAAUCCGCCUUUUCGCGGAAGAGUCGAGUUCUCUGCUUGCCACAGAGGCGUCGGCCUGGCGAGUCUCAACUUGCAGCGACCUAGCGAGCGCAGACCGGGGGUCGCACCUGCGAUUUCUUUCCGUGGAAAGCGUUCUUUUGCCUCGUAUGAAACGGAACACCGUCAAAAAAGUAAAAUACGAGUCGGGUGCACGGGAGAAAUAAUUAAUGAAACCUACCCCGUCGGGCCCCGUCCCCUUCCCAUCUAGCGCUCGCGGCUAUCGGGGCUCUGCGCGUUUGAGUUUCGAAUGGUUUCGCUUGUUCAUCUGAAGCAACGUGUUCCUUCAGAGAGGCUUUGCGUUUAUUUGCUUCGACGACUCCCAGAAGGCCGCGCGUUCGGAAAAAGACGCGAAAAAAGCACCAGAGGUCGCUGUCGUCGUGGAAAGCAGACCUUUUUCUUUCAAGGAUUUCUGUGCCCUCUUUUACGCAAACGCCUUCGACUCUGGAGCCCCGCAGCCGAGAAACAGGACAUCUUUCCUGCCGUUUCCUCGAGCUUCGCUUUCUCAGCCCCGAGCGCAGCUGCUGCAGCCUCUGGAACUUUUCCUUGUCACAAUGGAAAACAAGAAACGCCUCGCGUCCCGUGUCGGGACACCCGGCAUCUGCACGGUCGUUCUCAUCGACAAAAGUCAGCGACCCAUCAUGAAUCUCCACAAGGUCCCCCUUUCUGCGACAGUUUGGGCCAUCAAAUCCAAAGUGUCCGAGCGCCUCAAGGAGGUCGGCCGCUCUCUCAGCGCAGAGGUCAUGUUGCUGCAUGUCGAGUCGGGAGGGACUUCUACGGAAAUGACCAAUGACGAAUGCCUGUCGACGUACAACACUCUCGGCAUCUCUCGCUUCACCGUCAUCAUUUCAAGACGAACGAAAGUGGAACUUGAAGUUGUUCUUUCCAGGCCCGAAAAGAAGUGCCUGUGCAUCACAAAGCAGAAGAAAGAACAAGAAGAGUUCCCAGUCAACAUUCCUCUGGGUUACAGUACCCAGCAGUUGCGCCUGUAUAUCACGGAGACGAUGAACUGCGACGUGCAGAAGAAAGAUUUCAAGCUCUUCUAUGACGAAGCGAUGCAGGACGCGUUCCCAGAAGAGGGGACGAUGCGCUCUCUGGGGCUCGCCGACAAGACUCGCCUGCACGCGUUAAUGCCCCCUGGGUUCGACAUUUCGAAGAUCCAGUACCCGGUCCUCGAUGCGAAGAAAGCAGGUGCAGCGCCAACGACAGAGCCAGAGACCCUCACUGAGGCUGCGCCCGCUGCGGUUGCCGGAAGCGAAAAAACUCAACAGGAAAAAGACUUUGAUGCGAGAGCGAAGGGAGGUUCGAUGCCGCAACAAGAUGCCGGCGACUACGCCCGUUCUCUGGGUUUCGCGCCGUCCAACAAAGAGAUCGCGUCGCUCCCAGAGAAAGUUGACUACAAGACCUUCCAAGAUUUCCUCGGCGUUGCGAUGCACCCCGACGACACGCAGGAGUCUUUCCGAUCUUUCUUUAGCUCCUUUGAUACUCAGGCGACAGGGGAUCUCUCGAAAAAACAAGUCUGCAACAUUUUGCAGAUGUGGGGAGAAGAGCCGCUCUCCCCAGCUGAAGCGGCGGCCUUCUGCGAGCUGGCCAUGGGGAAAGAAAACACGAUUUCAAUCACGGUUCUUAUCGACAUGCUUCAAGAAGGAACAGCAUAAUUUUUUUCUCUUGCGUUCCAGUUGUUUUCGCUGUGGGGGGAGAAUGGCGGAGGACGCUCUCUGCAGCGAGCCGCUGCUGUGAAGUGGAAGCAAGUUAGGGAAUCAGCGAAAUCCAAGAAAGACAAAGGCGAAGGGGGAACGCGAAUCAGAAGAACAGAGACAGUGAGCAAAACAAGCAAGCAAAGAGAGGGUAAAUGAGGAAAGGAUAAGGGCUUUUUGUGCCGGUGAGUGGAGGAACGAGAGAGAGGAGAUCGCUGCACCUCCCGAAGGUGUACAGUGUAUCGAGAAGUAGGAUAACAGGCACACAGAGAAGUUGUUUUCCGAUUUUCGUUCUUCCAUUUUCGAGGUAACACGGGCGCUCGUACAUCGUCGCAGUCUCACUUUUGUUUGGUGUCGGGAAGCGCCUUGAAGUUUUUCAGCUGUUUCCUCAGGCAGAUUUUUAAGAAACUCGAGACAUGGACCGCAUUUUCUCGGCAAAGCCGCACUCGAAUCGGCUGCAACAAACCAGAGGCACACCGGUGUAGCUCCGGUUCGCUUUUGCAUGCAUCAUCAGUGUAAGAGACGUUGUACGCUGGAAAUUCAAAGUCUCGAAGGCGCAAAGUUUUCACUUUACUGCCGCCGGGAACGGACCGUCUGCUUCCGGGUCGCCUUCAUGUGCAUCUGAGAGGGGCUGACGAUGAUGCCAGACUCUCUGUUUACACAACUCUAGAAAGCAAAGAGAACGGGCACCCGGCCAACGACCCGUCGCUUCAUUCACUUCACGAGAUUUCUGUUUUCUAAAAGUGGGGAAGAUCCUCAACGUUCUCUUCCGAAAUUGUGUACCUGUGAGAUGCACUCGUCUCUCCAUGAGCGCGUACCACGCCCGCGGUGUGACUGUCCUCGACGCCAACACAAGCGUGGACUCUUCCUUACUGAAAAGGGCGGUGAAAUGGAGCCAGUUUCAGCGCACAGCCAUUUCCUGACAUUCCCCACGUACUCGAGUGUCCAAUUGCGAGGAGCAAGGUUUCAGAACAAUGAGCGUCAAGAUAGCUGAGUCUCGGAG
This is a messenger RNA of Toxoplasma gondii ME49, 3351 nucleotides long. RefSeq names its product myosin light chain 2, putative. Gene Ontology annotation, molecular function: calcium ion binding. The record is from RefSeq and is a predicted model, not a curated record. The transcript is spliced from 11 exons. NCBI's taxonomy places the organism in Eukaryota, Apicomplexa, Conoidasida, Eucoccidiorida, Sarcocystidae. The coding region runs from base 1206 to 2309 and encodes 367 amino acids.